Messenger RNA from Lingula anatina, 1314 nucleotides. RefSeq lists its product as uncharacterized. Gene Ontology annotation, biological process: alternative mRNA splicing, via spliceosome. NCBI's taxonomy places the organism in Eukaryota, Metazoa, Brachiopoda, Lingulata, Lingulida, Lingulidae. Gene Ontology annotation, cellular component: cytoplasm; nucleus. The record is from RefSeq and is a predicted model, not a curated record.
AUGGGAAGACAUUCAGACACUGAUAGUGAAGACGACCGUCGUUCAAAGCAGAAAAAGAAACGCAGAUCUAGAUCUUAUUCUCCUGACAGUCAGAGUUCAUAUUCCAAGAAGUCAAAACACAAGAAAUCCAAAAAGUCCAAGAGUAAGAAGCGAUCUCGUUCAAGGAGUAGGUCAACAGAAAGAAGUAAAGACUCAAGAAGGAGGUCAAGGUCAAGAAGCACAGAACGGAGAAGAAGAUCUAGGUCAAGGAGUCCAGACUAUAGGAAAAGAUCCAGGUCAAGUAGUUUGGAUCGCAGGAGAAGGUCAAGGUCAAGAAGUAGAGAAAGGAGGUCAAGGUCAAGAAGUAGAGAUAGGAGGUCAAGGUCAAGAAGCAGAGAAAGAAGAUCAAGAAGGUCAAGUAGAUCCAGAGAAAGAUCAAGAAGAUCAAGAUCUAGGUCACGAGACAGAUAUCAAAGGUCAAGAAGCAGGGAAUCUACGAAAGAAAUUAAAGUGCCAACGAGUGAUCCUUGUAGUGAUAUCCCAGGAUUCCAGGACCUGGACCCUGCAGAACAAAACAAGAUUCGCCUACAGAUGGCACUGAAGGCAGCAGCUGAUGCAGACAACAAGCUAAAGGCCCAGGGUUUGAUAGAAGGCAGGACUCGUGCCAUGGAGCUUACAGACCAGCUGGAGCGCCAGAAAGCCAUAGAAGAGAUUGAGGAGCAAGGUUUUGUUCCACAGUCUUUCACAUCAGGGUCAUCAAAAGAUACCACAGUGCAGCAGAAACAAGGAGCCCAUGAGAGUGCGAUAUUUGGGCGCAGUUACUCCAGCUUUACCAGUGUAAAGAAAGAGCCUAACACAGAGACUACUGGCAAGAUAGUGUACAGGGACACUGGCUCUCUGUUACAUCCUAGUCUUUGUGUAAGUGCUGAAGAGAAGAUGGAGAGAUGGAAGAAGAAAGUUGCAGAAUACAGGAGGAAGAAACUAGAAGGAGAGGCUAUGGUGUGAGCACAGUGAGACCCAGGGUAAUGUCUCAUGUUCAGGAAAAUAGAUGGCGAUGGUGGUGAACAUGCCCCAAGAUGAGACUUGACAGGGGAGGUCAUCAGCACUUCACUGGAGAUUCCUCUCCGUUUCAUUUUCAAUGUGCUCAGCAUCAGAUAUUGAAAUACUGGUUUAAUGUGAAGGCUUGAUACGUCAUUCUUCAACAAAAGCUAUUGAAACAGAAAGAGAUUGCGUGUGCCUUGCAAAGGAGCUUUUGGAUUGCAUGCACUUAGGCAGCAUUAUAUGUAUGAAAAUUAUAAAGAUGAAACAGGUGAUGAAAGAAGUCAGACACGUGCA